Molecule: messenger RNA, 3261 nt
Organism: Seriola aureovittata
Lineage: Eukaryota; Metazoa; Chordata; Actinopteri; Carangiformes; Carangidae
Gene: swap70a
Product: switching B cell complex subunit SWAP70a
Exons: 12
Coding region: 85-1851 (588 amino acids)
Cellular component (GO): nucleus; cytoplasm
Source: RefSeq, a predicted model, not a curated record
AGAUAAACCACACACAUCAACAGAGUGACACACAAACACACGGCACAGACUCACAGAGCGCCUCCGGUACUGCUGAGAGACAGAAUGUGGCCUCGAGACGAGCUUUUGAAGACCAUAUGGCACGCUUUCAUAGCCCUGGACGUGGACCAUCGUGGAAAAGUUUCCAAGUCUCAGUUAAAGGUGCUGUCUCACAACCUGUGCACAGUGAUGAGGAUCCCUCAUGACCCUGUGGCCCUCGAAAAACAUUUUAAGGAUGAUGAUCAAGGGCCUCUGUCCAACGAAGGCUACAUGCCUUACCUCAACAAGUUUAUUCUUGACAAGGUCCGGGAGGAUUUUGAUGUACUAGAGUUCAACAAGAUGUGCUGGACACUGUGUUACAAGAAAAAUAUCUGCACUAAACAUCUACUCAUCACAGAUGAGGAUUCUUUCAAAGUCUGGUGUAUUUUCAACUUUCUGUCAGAAGAUAAAUACCCACUAGUCAUCAUCAUUGAAGAGAUUGAGUACUUUCUGCGAAAGCUGAUGGAGACCAUGGGGACUGAAUGGAGUGAGGAGAAGUUUUCAGAUUACAAGCUGCAGCUGAACACAAAGAAGAACUGCCUGACUGCCUGGGAGCUGAUUGAAGUGGUGGGGAUGGGUUACUUCAGCAAGGGCCUGAAUCGCCAGUCCAUGUCCCUGGGCAUCAAUGAGGUCUUCCAGGAGCUCAUACUGGAUGUGCUCAAGCAGGGAUACAUGAUGAAAAAGGGCCACAAAAGGAAGAACUGGACUGAGCGCUGGUUUAUCCUUCGACCCAACUCGCUGUCAUAUUAUGUCUGUGAGGAUCUGGUGGAGCAGAAAGGAAAAAUCGUUCUGGACCAAAACUGCUGUGUGGAGUCUCUGCCAGAUAAAGACGGGAAGAAAUGCCUGUUUAUUAUCAAGUGCAUUGAUAAAAGCUUUGAGAUCAGUGCAUCAGAUAAAAAGAAGAAGCAGGAAUGGAUUCAAGCAAUUCAAACGUGCAUCCAGCUGCUGAGGUUGGGGCUGCCGUCUCCUCACCGUGAGGCCCGACUGAGGCGCAGGGAGCUCCGGCAAAGGCAGCAUGUGGAAGAGGAUCAUCUGGUGGAGAAGAUGAGGCAGCUCCAGGCAGCCAAUGAGAACAAACAGAGACAGCUGGAGGCCAUGAGGGAGAAAAUGGAAGAGGCUGAAGCUAAAGCAGCAUUAGAGGAGCACAAGAUGUUGAAGACUCAGUUAGACCUACAGGAUCGCUACAGACUGGACCUGGAGAGAGAGAAAAUGGUGCGUCAGCAGAUGGAGGAGCAGGUGGCUCAGAAGUCCAGUGAACUGGAGCAGUACCUGCAGCGUGUCCGGGAGCUGGAAGACAUGUACCACCGGCUGGAGGAGGCUUUAGAGGACGAGAGGCAGGCCAAGCAGGAUGAGGAGGCCAUGCGAAAACUACAGGCCAGGCUGCUGGAGGAGGAGGCAACAAAGAGGGCAGAGCUGGAGCAGUUCCACCUGCAGCAGCAGAGGGCGCUCUCUCAGACUGAGGCUGAGAAGCAGGAGCUGGUGGCCGAACAGCUGGCCAAGGAAAGAGAGCUGCAGACAGCCAUGCUGCAGCUGGAUAGACUGGAGAAGGAUCGGAAGGGAGCACUGGAGCAGUAUGAGGAGGUGUCGAGGAAACUGGAACGAGCAGCUAACAAGACAAAGACUUGGAAAGACAAGGUGGCCAAACAUGAGGGGUUGGUGCGUCUCAUCCAGCCAGGUCAUAAAGGACCUCAGAGGAUCACCAACUGGGGUCCAGCAUCGUUCACUGAUGCUGAGCUGGAGAUGAGGAAGAAGUCAUGGCAGGAGAGUAAGAACCAGGGGGCUCAGGCUCAGUAAAGACUCAACAUAAUUGAUGGCUCACAUAGCAAAACUGAUGAGGAAAACUCUGACUAUAAUUAAGUGUGGAGCCCAAAUUGUCACAUUUCAGGUCUGAAGAAGUUUGACAAUGUGAAUGUACUGAGCCACAGGAAAGUGUGUACAGCUUUGAUUAAUUGUGUUUUACCAGUUUUAUAACAAAAAAUCACAUUUAAGCCUCAGAAGCUGAUUCUAGACUAUGGAAGUUUUAGUCUGACAAAAAGAUCUUAAAUCAAGGUCAAUGUCCGCUUAUGGGUUUUUUUCUAGUGAUGAAAGAUCAUGUGAAGACAUCUUAAUCAUUACUAAGACAGUGAAGCAAACUUCAUCCACUGAUGAAGGCUGUCCGAUGUGGUUGAAAUCCCCUGGAAUAAAAGCCGUAAGUGGAGCAUGAGUUAAGAUUAUUUUGUCAAAAUUUUUUAUAUAAUUUUUUUAAACUUUUUUAAUUUUAGUCCAUCCUUUCUCAUUUUUUGUGCUAUGUUUAUUUUACCUGCUUGGCAGUUUUUUCAUAUUUUGUUUGUUUUAACAUUUCUUUACUUUGAGAACACACUCGCACUGAGGUGCGGCACAGUGUCAGCUUCAAGUCCAUCAAAAACUAGUUUGAUCUUUGAUCUGAACUUUUUAACCCAUCAGUGGAUAAAAAGGCUGAAUAUCCAUUGACAAUGGAGUAGUUAGAUUUUGUAUUCUUUCAACCUAACUAUCCACACCACUCUUUCAAAACACAAUCACUGCCAUCACUUCACAUUAGGAGUAACCCUAACUAAUUUAAAAGUCUCUUUGCGUUUGAACAUAUCCAUCCAACAGCUAAAUUUCCAGUACCUCUCAGAGAAAUCCUGUUAACAAAUAUAAUCCAGUGGACUCUACAGAAAUGGCUUCAGGUUGAACUCCUCAUUUAACCUUCUUAUAAACCCAGUGUGCCUCCCUCGUAAGAAGCAGCUUCUGUAAAUCUCCCCCUCUCUUUGACAAACAUACAUUCAAUUUCCCAGUGAUAUUUGAGGCUGUGUUCUAAGACACCACCCUGAUGAAGGGGAAAAUAGUGUGGUGUACAGGAGAAGAGCUGUGUGACAUGUUUUAAUUUAGAUGUUUUUGUGUUUUGACAUAAACUUGUUAUGAUGUAAACUAGUGAAAAAAUAUAUGGAGCAUUUUACUGAUACUACUGAUAUAUCUACUGGGUAUAACAGUAGAUAUAUAUUUCCACUUAAGCUCAGUUUAUUAGAUAAAGUUGAAUGAAUUGCAUCCAUUUGUCAUAACUACGAUGAUAAAAUAAAACUAAAUAAAACACCAUCUAUUUUUUAUGAAAGUCGGUGGCUGUAUUCUUUUCAGAGGUCUCUACAUUUCAUAGGUUGAGGAGAAGCUGUUUACAAAUAAAGCUUUACCAUUUCUUUCUCACUUUUA